This is a messenger RNA of Leptosia nina, 7035 nucleotides long. The record is from the annotation of a GenBank genome assembly. NCBI's taxonomy places the organism in Eukaryota, Metazoa, Arthropoda, Insecta, Lepidoptera, Pieridae.
AUGCUCAAGAGGAGAACUUCGAAACGUUUCGUCCUUGGUGAUACAUCAGCUGAUAGCACAAACUACGACGAUGAAAACGUAGACAUGAUACCUAGUGAAAUAGUACAGAAAUUCCAAAUGACUCUACAGACAGAGUCCGACGAAAAAGGUGAAAAGGAGGACCAGAGUCAGGAGCCUGAUAAAAAAUUGCUACGCUUGCCACGGCCUUCAUUAACGCCAUCUAUGUCCCAGGGAACUGUAGUGCACAGCCAACGUUUCCAAGAAAAGGAUUUUACUAUUGCCACACCCGAAGAGUUUGUCAGGAGGUUCCAAGGCACCAGAGCGAUUAAUAAAGUUCUCAUAGCCAACAACGGUAUUGGUGCUGUAAAAUGUAUGCGUUCAAUACGAAGAUGGUCGUACGAGAUGUUCAAAAACGAGCGGGCAGUCCGUUUUGUUGUUAUGGUGACCCCAGAGGAUCUCAAAGCCAACGCGGAGUACAUCAAAAUGGCGGACCACUACGUCCCGGUGCCGGGUGGUUCGAAUAACAAUAACUACGCCAAUGUGGAGCUGAUCGUCGAUAUUGCGAUACGGACCCAAGUUCAGGCGGUAUGGGCUGGCUGGGGUCACGCGUCAGAGAACCCGAAACUGCCAGAGCUCCUGCACAGGGCUGGAGUGGUCUUCAUAGGACCCCCGGAGAAGGCCAUGUGGGCCCUUGGAGACAAAAUCGCCUCAUCCAUUGUGGCGCAGACUGCUGACAUUCCGACUUUACCGUGGAGCGGAAGUGAGCUAAAAGCGGAGUACAACACUAAAAAGAUUAAAAUAUCUUCGGAACUGUUCGCCCGGGGCUGCGUCUCUACCCCCGAGCAAGGAUUACAGGCCGCUACAAAAAUCGGUUUCCCCGUGAUGAUUAAGGCAUCUGAAGGUGGUGGUGGUAAAGGUAUUAGAAAAGUGGAAAACCCAGAUGAUUUCAACAACAUGUUUCGUCAGGUCCAAGCAGAGGUGCCCGGAUCUCCCAUAUUCGUGAUGAAGCUAGCGAAAUCCGCCCGCCAUUUGGAAGUACAGCUCUUGGCAGAUCAGUACGGCAAUGCCAUUUCCCUGUUCGGUCGUGACUGCUCCAUCCAACGUAGACAUCAGAAGAUUAUCGAAGAGGCGCCCGCGGCGAUCGCUAAGCCGGACGUCUUUAUUGAAAUGGAAAAGGCUGCGGUUCGUCUAGCCAAGAUGGUCGGUUACGUAAGCGCUGGUACUGUAGAGUACCUCUACGACCCAGCAACGGGACAAUAUUACUUCCUCGAGCUGAACCCUCGUCUCCAAGUGGAACAUCCUUGCACGGAGAUGGUCGCUGAUGUCAAUCUACCCGCUGCACAGUUGCAGAUUGCUAUGGGUCUUCCCCUCUACAACAUAAAGGAUAUUCGUCUGCUCUACGGGGAAUCUCCAUGGGGUAUGUCAGACAUUAACUUCGACGAGCCCGUUCAAAGACCUUCUCCGUGGGGACACGUCAUUGCUGCCAGGAUCACUUCAGAGAAUCCGGAUGAAGGUUUUAAACCGUCUUCGGGUACCGUCCAAGAGUUGAACUUCAGGUCUUCGAAGAACGUGUGGGGCUACUUCAGCGUGGCCGCCUCGGGAGGGCUUCACGAGUUCGCUGAUUCGCAGUUCGGUCACUGCUUUUCUUGGGGAGAAACGAGGGAGCAGGCGAGAGAGAACUUGGUAAUAGCUCUCAAAGAGCUGAGCAUCCGCGGUGACUUCCGGACUACGGUGGAAUAUCUCAUCACUUUAUUGGAGACUCCAGCAUUCCAGGAUAACAACAUUGAUACAGCUUGGCUUGACGCUUUAAUCGCUGAACGGGUCCAAUCAGAAAAGCCGGAUGUAAUGUUGGGUGUUCUCUGUGGUUCCAUUCUCAUAGCAGACAGCAUCAUCACCACUCACUUCCAGGAGUUCAAGAGCGCUUUGGAGAAGGGACAAAUCCAAAGUGCCAGUCAGCUAUCGAACACAGUGGAGGUGGAAUUGAUUCACGGUGGAUACAAGUACAAGGUCCAAGCGACAAGAUCCGGGCUGACCAGCUAUUUUUUGGCUAUGAACGGCAGCUUCAAAGAGCUGGAAGUCCAUAAAUUGGCUGAUGGAGGUACCCUUCUUUCCGUCGACGGCGCGUCCUACACAAGUUAUUUGAAAGAAGAAGUCGAUAAAUACCGUAUCGUUAUCGGAAACCAGACCGUCGUGUUUGAAAAGGAGAAAGACCCGUCGAAGCUUCGAGCGCCCUCUGCGGGGAAACUUAUUAACUGCUUGGUCGACGAUGGUGGUCACGUAGACAAAGGACAGCCGUACGCUGAAAUUGAGGUGAUGAAAAUGGUGAUGACACUGUCUGCACCUGAAGCCGGUAAAGUGUCGUGGUGUUUGAGACCUGGAGCUGUCCUAGAUCAGGGAACGCUCAUGGGCACAUUGGAACUAGACGACCCGUCGCUAGUGACAACGGCGCAACCGUACAAGGGCCAGUUCCCGUUGGCGGAUAACACGACGGUAUCCGAUAAAUUGAAUCACGCGCACAACAAAUACAAAACUAUCUUGGAGAAUACUUUGGCCGGUUUUUGCCUGCCCGACCCCUACAAUACUCCAAGAUUAAGAGAAGUCGUGGAAAAGUUCAUGCAGAGUUUGCGAGACCCGUCCUUGCCACUUCUGGAGUUGCAAGAGGUAUUAUCAUCCACCUCUGGUAGAAUACCGCUAUCAGUAGAGAAGAAAGUACGGAAACUAAUGGCGUUAUACGAAAGGAACAUCACUAGUGUACUUGCGCAGUUCCCGAGUCAACAGAUAGCGAGUGUUAUCGACCAUCAUGCCGCGUCCCUUACCAAGCGGUCAGAUCGCGAUGUGUUCUUCAUGAGUACGCAAGCCCUGGUCGUCCUUGUACAGAGAUAUAGAAAUGGUAUUCGCGGUCGCAUGAAGGCAGCUGUCCACGACCUCUUGAAGCAAUACCAUCAGGUCGAGACCAACUUCCAACUCGGCUCAUACGACAAGAACGUGAUGGCGCUUCGCGAUCGAUACAAGGACGAUAUGCAAGCUGUGGCCAAUAUGAUUUUCUCACACAAUCAAGUCUCUAAGAAAAAUCUUCUGGUGACGAUGUUAAUAGACCAUUUGUGGUCCAAUGAGCCGGGUCUAACCGACGAACUAGCUGCGACCCUGAACGAGCUGACGUCACUACACCGAGCCGAACAUAGCCGAGUGGCGCUGAGAGCGAGACAGGUGUUAAUAGCAGCUCACCAGCCAGCCUACGAGCUCCGUCACAACCAGAUGGAGUCCAUAUUCCUAUCGGCCGUGGAUAUGUACGGCCACGACUUCCACCCGGAGAACCUGCAGAAGCUCAUCCUCUCCGAGACAUCCAUUUUUGAUAUACUGCACGAUUUCUUCUACCAUACUAAUGCAGCGGUCUGUAACGCAUCUUUGGAGGUUUACGUGCGUCGAGCAUACACAUCCUAUGACAUCACGUGUCUGCAACACCUGGCGUUAUCUGGCGAGCUGGGCGUGGUUCAUUUUCAAUUUGUACUGCCCACAGGACACCCUAACAGGAUACCAAUCAGUCAAUCAGAAAUCGAGCUAUCAGCUGCCCAAGACCAGGAGGGUGUUCCCGCGGAGCUUUCCACCGCGGCCAUGAGGAAAUGCCAUCACAGAACUGGAGCUCUCGCCGCGUUUGACUCUUUCGAGCAGUUCGUGGAAUAUUCCGAUGAGAUAUUGGAUCUGGUUCACGAUUUCGCCAGCACAGCCACUGUAAGACGUGAGGACCUCCAAGCUCUUCAAGAAGGCAGUGAGAGUCGGGACAGCACUAGUAUUAAUGUUGGAAUGGACUAUAUCAAAAUCGUUGAGGAAGAUGUUCCUCUGGAGCCGAUUCAUAUCCUCAUGAUCGGAAUACGCGACUCGGGAGAGGCCGACGACGGCGCAGUAUCGCGUCGCUUCGGUCAUUUCUGUCGCGCGCACACCAGGGAACUUCACCAGAAGCGCAUACGACGAAUCACCUUUAUGCUGUUGAUUAAACGUCAAUUCCCCAAGUUCUUCACGUACCGUGCUAGGAAUGACUUCAGAGAGGAUACAAUCUAUAGACACCUGGAGCCAGCAUCUGCGUUCCAAUUGGAGUUAUACCGUAUGAGGAGUUAUGACCUUGAAGCACUGCCGACCAGCAACCAGAAGAUGCAUCUAUAUCUUGGAAAGGCUAAGGUGAAGAAAGGCCAAGAGGUAACAGACUUCAGAUUCUUCAUCAGAUCUAUCAUUAGGCACCAGGAUCUCAUCACCAAGGAGGCCAGUUUUGAAUAUUUGCAGAACGAAGGAGAACGGGUGCUCUUAGAAGCGAUGGACGAGUUAGAAGUUGCCUACUCACAUCCCCUAGCGAAGAGAACGGAUUGUAAUCACAUAUUCCUGAACUUUGGACCCACCAUACUAAUAGAUCCUACUAAGAUCGAAGAAUCAGUGAUAGGAAUGGUAAUGAGGUACGGGCCCAGGUUGUGGAAACUCAGGGUUCUCCAAGCGGAGAUCAGAUUCACUCUGCGAACAGGUCCCGGUAUGCCCACCAAGACUAUUCGUCUCUGCCUCUCAAAUGGUUCUGGAUACUCUCUCGAUGUUUACAGUUACGAAGAGGUCUCGGAUUCUAAGACCGGUGUGAUAAUAUUCCAGUCGUAUGGCCCGAAACAAGGUCCCAUGCACGGCUUGCCAAUAUCGACGCCUUACGUUACCAAAGAUUAUCUACAGCAGAAACGAUUCUUGGCAACAUCUCAAGGCACCACUUACGUGUAUGAUAUCCCGGAUAUGUUCCGUCAAAUGGUUGAGAACCAAUGGCGCGACUAUAUUGAACAGGGUAUUGUUGAUGGUCCCCGACCAGACAACGUGAUGAGUUUGGUGGAGUUGGUAAUGGAGAACGACGGAGAGAGACGAAUCGUCGAAGUCACUAGAUUACCAGGGCAGAACAAUGUCGGUAUGGUUGCCUGGCGAAUAACUCUUAACACCCCGGAAUACCCCGAAGGGCGAGAUAUCGUCCUUAUAGCCAACGACCUCACCUAUUAUAUGGGAUCUUUUGGACCGCAAGAAGACUGGGUGUACUUCAGAGCUUCAGAGUAUGCGCGAGAGCAUAAAAUACCGAGGAUAUACGUAAGCGUGAACUCCGGCGCACGUAUAGGCGUGGCUGAAGAGGUGAAAUCCGAAUUCCAAGUGGCCUGGAUAGACGCAGAGCACCCCGAACGUGGCUUCAAGUACCUCUACCUGAGCCCCGAAGCCUACUCACGUUUGGGGCCUAUGGGGUCUGUUAAGACCAGUCUCAUUGAAGAUGAGGGAGAGGCUAGAUAUAAAAUUACGGAUGUUAUUGGUAAGGAAGACGGCUUGGGCGUCGAGUGUCUUCGGGACGCUGGUCUCAUAGCCGGUGAAACGGCUCAGGCUUACGAAGACAUUGUCACGAUAUCCGUUGUCACGUGCAGGGCUAUCGGUAUCGGAUCUUAUGUCGUCAGAUUAGGCCACCGAGUAAUCCAAGUAGAGUCUUCCUACAUAGUUCUGACUGGUUACAUGGCGCUUAAUAAACUCCUCGGAAAACCGGUUUACGCCAGUAACAACCAGCUAGGAGGUAUACAGAUUAUGUACAACAAUGGAGUGACGCACGCCGUGGCUCCGUCGGACUUGGAGGCGAUAGGGACCACUGUUAAAUGGCUCUCUUAUAUACCAAAGGAUAAAUUAAGUAUAGUGCCAAUGCUACGUAGCGCAGACCCGAUAGACAGGCCCGUGGAAUGGGUUCCACCAAGAGCCGCUCACGACCCUCGCCUCAUCCUGACUGGUGAGGGCAACCGGCUUGGGUUCUUCGACGCGGGCUCCUUCGAUGAGAUCAUGAGACCUUGGGCGCAAACCGUCAUAGCCGGUCGUGCUCGCCUCGGCGGUAUCCCCGUGGGGGUGAUAGCAGUGGAAACGCGCACCGUGGAACUUACGUUACCAGCUGAUCCAGCCAAUUUGGACUCAGAGGCGAAAACUGUACAGCAAGCUGGACAGGUUUGGUUCCCGGACUCGUCAUACAAGACUGCGCAAGCAAUUAAUGACUUCUCAAGAGAGGGUCUGCCUAUUAUUAUAUUCGCAAACUGGCGUGGUUUUAGCGGUGGACAGAAAGAUAUGUAUGAACAAAUCCUGAAAUUCGGCGCUGAAAUAGUGCGCGCGCUUCGUGGUGCAACCGCACCCGUUUUAGUAUACAUUCCGCCGGGGGCGGAGCUCAGGGGCGGGGCUUGGGCGGUCGUUGACCCUAGCGUUAACGGCACACGUAUGGAGAUGUACGCUGACAAUGACGCAAGGGGUGGAGUACUAGAACCGGAAGGUAUAGUCGAAGUGAAGUUCAAACAGAGGGAUAUUGUGAAAACGAUGCAUCGCCUCGACCCUGAGUUACUGCGGUUAGGAGCCAGGAUAUCAGAGUUAAAAGAACAAAUUAAGGACAUAUCAAAGAAUCUAGAUAGAAGAGGUUCGGUCGAUGAAGUUCUAAUUAAAACGGACGCGGGCAGACAAGCUGAAAGCAAAAUAAGAGAUUUGGAAAGCGAGCUGCUUGUGGCGGAGAAGAAUGCUAAAACAAGAGAAAAAGAGUUAGCCUCCGUUUACCAUCAAAUCGCGAUCCAAUUCGCUGAAUUGCACGACACAGCGGAAAGAAUGUUGGAGAAGGGCUGCAUCUUCGACAUCGUGCCCUGGAAGCACUCGAGGCGGAUCCUGUAUUGGCGGCUGAGGAGGCUGCUACGACAGAACCAGCAGGAGAUGAGGGUACAGAACGCGACGGGGCCCAGCGUCGACCAGCGAGCCGCAGCGGCCACCCUCAGGCGGUGGUUCACAGAAGACAGGGGAGAGACGCAGUCGCAUCAAUGGGAACACGACAACGAAGCUGUCUGCCUGUGGUUAGAGCAACAAGCGGCGGAACCAGAUUCGGUGCUGGAGAGGAAUUUACGCGCCAUUAAACAGGACGCUAUACUGCAAACAGUCAAUCAACUUGUACUCGAAUUAACUCCGUCCCAGCGUGCUGAGUUCGUGAGGAAAUUAUCGAGCUUAGAAAUGGAACAAGAUUACAACAAUUGA